AUUGUGUUGUGUUUUAUCUUUAGUAACGAAAGACACUGAUUUUGCCACCUGUUACUGACAGAUUUGAAAGUAAACUGAAUUACUCAAAGAUUGUGGCGCUCACAAGAUAAUGACAUUAGAGUAAAUAUAUGUACUUAGAUAGCAGAGAAGAUGGAUAUGGGAAAUACUUCUGAACCGCGUUCCAUUCUUUCUGGGAUCAAAAGUGCAGAAGACUCUAUAAAGUAUGGUUUUUACAGAAUAGAAGCUCUGGAAAGGAACCUCAGAAGCAGGCAUCUUUCAUCUGAUGAAAGGCAGCGUAUUGAAGGAGAGCUUGAAGAAGUGAAAGAAGAACUAAAAAGGAAUCAGCAUGAAUUAAAGCAUCUUCAGAAAGAAAAUACCAAAUCAUUUGCUAUGGCUGCAAUUUUAAUGUUCCUUUGUUUCUUAGUAUUUGGUGUAUACAAAAUAUUACAGAAUAAGCAAUAGAUAACACACCAUUGUUCAAGAAUAGAAUUUUCAGUUUUAA
This is a messenger RNA of Schistocerca cancellata (South American locust), 502 nucleotides long. RefSeq lists its product as uncharacterized. NCBI's taxonomy places the organism in Eukaryota, Metazoa, Arthropoda, Insecta, Orthoptera, Acrididae. The coding region runs from base 151 to 462 and encodes 103 amino acids. The record is from RefSeq and is a predicted model, not a curated record. The transcript has 3 exons.